Molecule: messenger RNA, 1685 nt
Organism: Colias croceus (clouded yellow)
Lineage: Eukaryota; Metazoa; Arthropoda; Insecta; Lepidoptera; Pieridae
Exons: 1
Coding region: 112-1446 (444 amino acids)
Biological process (GO): DNA integration
Molecular function (GO): nucleic acid binding
Source: RefSeq, a predicted model, not a curated record
UUAGUUACAUUUUACGAUUUUUACACAACUCUAAAAAAACAAAAUAAAAAUAAUAAACUUACCGGCAUUUUAUCAAUUGACGAAUUAAAUAAUUCUUUUAAUUUUAUUUGCAUGCUUUCUCAAAAACAAACUUUUACUUCUGAAUUUGAUAAGUUGUCAAAUAGUAAACCUUUAAGCCCAAAGUCAAAUAUUUUAUCGUUAUCUCCAUUUUUUGAUCAUCAGGCGAAUCUUAUAAGAGUCGGUGGCAGGCUCAGUUCAUCUGAAUAUAAAUUUGAAAAGAAGCAUCCCAUUCUUCUAAAUUCAACUCAUCAUGUGACGAAGCUUCUAUUUGAACGCGAACACGUUCGAUCUCUGCAUGCAGGACCGCAACUUCUGUUGUCGAUUAUCCGCGAGUCUGUUUGGCCUGUCAAUGGCAGAAAACUAGCUAGGCGCGUUGUCAAAAACUGCGUUACCUGCACACGUCUUCGUGGUCAGACCUAUAAUCCAAAAAUGGCUGACUUACCUGCAAAUCGCGUCAACGUUGACUUUCCCUUUAGGUCUGUUGGAGUGGACUACGCGGGCCCUUUCUUCAUUCUAAAUCGUAAAGGACGCGGUGCUAGAGUAGUUAAGUGCUACUUAUGUCUGUUUGUGUGUCUGCGCUUCAAAUGCAUUCACUUAGAGGUCGUAUCUGAUUUGACAAAAGACGCUUAUAUUAUGACACUUCGCAGAUUUGUGGCACGCCGUGGAAAGCCAACCGAAAUAUUUUCCGACAACGGUAAAAAUUUUGUUGCUGCCGCGAAAGAAUUAAAUAGUAUUCUAAAGGCUAAUCAAGAACCUCUGUCUGAGUUUGCUGCUCAGGAGGGAAUAAAAUUUUCUUUUAUCCCCGCUUACGCUCCUCACUUUGGUGGAAUAUGGGAGGCCGGGGUUAAGUCCGCUAAAUAUCAUAUAAAGCGAGUCAUGGGCAAUACCCAUCUUACGUUUGAAGAGCUUUCGACAUUGUUUGCUCAAGUUGAGGCUAUUCUCAAUAGCCGUCCUCUAUGUCCCAUGUCAUCUUCCCCGAAUGACUUCCUAUCCUUGUCCCCAGGGCACUUUUUAAUUGGAAGACCAUUGAAUGCACUACCGGCUCCUUCAUUGGAUGACGCUAAAGAGAGCUCCUUGGAUAGAUAUGGCAGACUUGAACAAAUCCGCCAACACUUCUGGAAGAGAUGGCAGAAAGAGUAUAUAUCAGAAAUGCAACUACGAACAAAAUGGAAGGUUGACAAAUCAAAAAUAAACAUUGGAGACCUCGUACUGCUUCAAGAGGAUAAUUCUCCACCACUUUGUUGGCGCAUGGGUCGUAUUGUACGAUUAUUCCAUGGAACUGACGGCGUUUGUCGAGUUGCGGACGUCGAAACUACAAGAGGCUGCGUUCGAAGACCUUUGGUUCGACUAUGUCCUCUGCCCACUUCUGAAGACCUUCAAGCUUGAAAAUCUACGCUUUUCACCGGGGGGAGGAUUAUGUCUACGCCUGUUAAUUUAUAAUAGCAAUCGCGCACCCACCAUCAUAGAUUAUCAUUUUUAUUUUUAUUUUAUUAUAUCGGGUAGAAUGUAUUUUUUUUCACUUAUCUAAAAAUACUUGUACAAAGGUGUGUCGGUCUCGAAAAUAAAUUGUUUUAAAAGGAAUAUUGAGUUUCCCUAAAGAAAUUCCAGUUCCCAAGCCUAAAGCG